Messenger RNA from Culicoides brevitarsis, 1327 nucleotides. RefSeq names its product aprataxin and PNK-like factor. Gene Ontology annotation, biological process: double-strand break repair. Gene Ontology annotation, cellular component: site of double-strand break; nucleus. NCBI's taxonomy places the organism in Eukaryota, Metazoa, Arthropoda, Insecta, Diptera, Ceratopogonidae. The transcript is spliced from 4 exons. The coding region runs from base 77 to 1306 and encodes 409 amino acids. Gene Ontology annotation, molecular function: protein binding; DNA-(apurinic or apyrimidinic site) endonuclease activity; 3'-5' exonuclease activity. The record is from RefSeq and is a predicted model, not a curated record.
CAAACAAUCCAAAACGGAAAUUCCAUGUUAAAGGGCACAAAAUAAAGAAUUUCACCUCGAAAUUUGUGCCUUAACGAUGUCUGUGUUCGUUGUACCUGUCGACGCCUCCAACGACGCCAAUCCUCAAGAAGCGGAAGUCACAAAUCAACAAGUUAUUCUCGGUCGAAGCUUUCUCGUAUUCAGCUGUGAUGACACCCGGAUAUCACGAAAUCAGGGCAUUUUGACACACAAAACUGCGUUUUCGGAUCGAGUGACCAUUAAAGCGACACAUUUGAACCCCCUUUACUACAAAGUUGAUGGCAGUUCCCAUAUUGACACGUUACUGAAAGAGAAGGAAGUCGCCUUGAGAGAUGGCGAUCAGUUCGGAUUCCUUCCCGACAAGUGUUGGUUCAAAAUUUCCAUUAAAAAGACUGAUUUAGAGACAAAUAAUGUUCAAGCGGCGUCUCUAAUGUUGCGAGUGAGACCUUUGGCGGAAUUAAAUGACUCCCAAAACUUUCCGGAAAUACUUCCGCAAGUCAUGCCGGCGUCAUCGUCGACGUCAGAAGUGUCCCAAAUAGUCGAGGAACGAGAUUUAAUCGUUCUGCCGACGCCAGAUUUCAAUUUUGAGGCACAAAAUGUGACAUCAAGUGAGGUCCAAAGCAAUCCAGAGCAAGAAACUGUCCGAGUCAAACGCGAAAUUGAAGAUGAAACUGCCGAAAAUCACAAAAAAUUGAAAACUAACGACGUUCCAAGCACUUCUCAGGCCUCGACAUCCGCCGUUGUGAAAAAGGAAGAGCCCGAUUCGACAGACGAGCCUUUGCGGGACUCUUGUGAGUUCGGGAUUCGAUGUUAUCGUCGCAACGUAGAGCAUCGCAGGCAACUUGCCCAUCCCGGAGACGCCGAUUAUCGUCGCCCAAACUAUCCGCCUGCGCCGCCAGGCUCCCCAAUGUGUCCUUAUGCCGCCCGCUGUUAUCGCCGCAAUCCCGAUCACUUUUUGGAAUACGCCCAUCCGCCUUCAAGUAUAUACCUUUCGGGUCCAAGCAGUUGUAGCGACGGCGGAAAGGCCUCGACAUCCACAGGAGCUCCAGUUUGGCUUCCAAAACCGAUGCCCCAACCAAAAAAUGAGCCGGAAAGUGACGAAAGUGAAGAAGAAAAUGUCGAGGAGGAAGACGAGGGUGACUUUAGUGCCGACGAAGCUGAUGAGGAUUUCGUGCUAAAUGGCGAUCAAGCAUCCAGCGACGACGAAAUCGACGAAAUUGACUCAAAUUUGGAGGAAUCCGACGAUAAUAGUGCCAUUUUGGAUGACGGCGAUGCCAAUGAAGAUUAAUUUUUAACCAGAAAUAAACGA